AUGAAUCGAGGCGGAUUUGGUCGAGGCGGUCGAGGUGCGGACCGAGGAGGACGUGGUGGUGGAAGGGGCGGGGGCCGCGGUGGGUUUCAGCGCCAGGAUAUGGGUCCCCCGGAGACUGUGUUAGAGCUGGGAUCGUUUGUUCACGCAGUUGAAGAUGAAAUGCUUUGCUCUUCGCUGAUACCUGACAAAGUUCCUCAUUUCAAUGCCCCAAUCUAUCUGCAAAACAAGUCCCAAAUUGGCAAAAUCGACGAAAUUCUGGGACCAGUGAAUGAGGUAUAUUUCUCGGUCAAGAUGGAGCCCGGAAUGGUAGCCGCAAGCUUCAAAAAGGGAGACAAGGUAUAUGUAUCCGACCAAAAGCUACUCCCCAUCGAACGGUUCCUCCCCAAACCCAAGAUUAUUGGUGGAAAAGGUACGCAAUUUUUGAAAAGCGAGGUAGGGGAGGAGCAAGAGGUGGUGCCCGCGGCGGACGUGGUGCUCCUGGUGGACGAGGCUUCUCUCGCGGAGGUGGACGCGGGGGACCAGGAGGACGAGGAGGCUCUCGCGGAGGCCCACCACGCGGGCGGGGCGGCUUUGGAGGUGGAUUUGGGGGAGGCUUUGGAGGUGGUCGCGGCGGAGGACGGGGGCGUGGCCGUGGGCAAUAAAUCAAUGAUGUUUUGGUUUGAUCUGAUCAAUACAAAAUAUUUGGUAUCGUCACGCCUGAACCGGUUCACUCUGUCCACAAUGCCACCUGCAUCCCGCACCUCUGAUCCAGGUCCUUCCUACCGCUAUCGGAGCAAUACAACUCCUUACAGCCGGCCUUACGCACAAGAAUGCGCGAAACUUCGAAUAAAAUCUCUGCAUCGAAUGCAACGCAGGGUCAUCGACGAUAUUGUUAAUAACCCGGCAAAAGACCAAUUUAUCAUUGCCGCCACUGGAUCCGGCAAGACAUUGUUGUACGAGCUCCCGGGUAUACUCCCAUUAUCUGAGGGGAAAACGACAAUAGUUUUCAUUCCUCGAGUCUCAAUCAUCACAGUGGAGCACAAACGUCUGUCAGAUUGUGGGAUAAGUGUCGAGCAAGCCGAUAACCAACAGGAGCGCGAGCAGCAAGCCCAGCAAAGCGAUAGAUUGUUCCAGGCAAUAAACAAUACCGAGCUACUUCCUAGGUUUAUCCUAGCUACGCCUCAUCAGUUACAGUAUCCGGACAGCAUUUUCGGCAAAAUUCUGAAUGGACUAUGCGAACGGGGGCUAGUACAGCGUUUUGUCUUUGAUGAGGUCCAUAUGUUGCUAGACGACCACAAUAUCCUCUCACAACUUCCGAUCCUUCGACAGAAAUACCCUGGUGUCCCAGCCACCGUACUCUCCGCAUCGAUCUCGCCCACAACGGCCGAUACAUUAUGCCAUAUUCUGUCCAUGAAUGGCGAAUACAAGACAUUCCCGCUUGAUCGACCAAACCUGUACUACCAGAUCCUUCCAAAGCUCUCUCCAGGUGAAAACGAUAAACUUGGUGUCCCCGCAAACUCCAAAGAGCGAUCCCAGAUGUCGCCUAUUCUCCAUUUAGCACGGAACGUAGCUUCUGAAAAAGAAGGUAUAGCGGCAGAAGCAUAUGAUGCCGAAUCAAAUCGUUCUGCGACAGGUCGCGAAAUAUUUCGAAAGUGGCAGGAGAAUGACCCGAGUGUUAGGAUUCUAAUCUCUACGAAUGCGCUCAGUAGUGGAGUACACAAAUCCAACGUUCGUUUUGUUGUACACACAAGUUUUCCCACUUCUGGAAUUGAUGGCUAUAUGCAAGAGACUGGCCGCGCAGGACGAGAUGGGGAACCAGCUACAUGUCUAUUAUUAUAUGCAUUCGGCGAUGCAUUCCAAGUUUCACAUCCAACACAAUUCCGAAGCAAUUGUAUACUGGCGCUCUUGUGGCUUAUCAAUUCGACCAACUGCCGACGCCGGGCUUUGCUAUCGUACUACAACGACAACCACUUCAAUUACGAAGCCCCGAACCAUCGGUGCUGCGAUGUUUGUGACGGGAUGGUUAGCAACCGCCCUUCCCUCGAGGUCACUUCUCUCGCGGGGCGAGUAUUGGAGUACAUUCAAGACGGUCUUAAAGAGAAACACGGUCUGCUCGGCAGGAUAGUGCUAGCUAAGAAACUUAACGAUGUCUUUAAUAACGGAGAAAAGAACCGACUUGUGAAAUGUGGGACAAGUUGA
Messenger RNA from Rhizoctonia solani, 2178 nucleotides. Its product is annotated as Gar1/Naf1 RNA-binding region protein. Bases 1 to 2178 code for a protein of 725 amino acids. The record is from RefSeq and is a predicted model, not a curated record. Gene Ontology annotation, biological process: double-strand break repair via homologous recombination; pseudouridine synthesis; ribosome biogenesis. Gene Ontology annotation, cellular component: nucleus; chromosome; cytoplasm. NCBI's taxonomy places the organism in Eukaryota, Fungi, Basidiomycota, Agaricomycetes, Cantharellales, Ceratobasidiaceae. Gene Ontology annotation, molecular function: 3'-5' DNA helicase activity; four-way junction helicase activity; nucleic acid binding. The transcript is spliced from 17 exons.